AUGUCCCCAAAGAUCAAAGUAGAGAAUCUUUACUCUAAAAGCUUCGUAUCAAGAAGAUGGACGUUUCUUCUCUGUUUUGCAAGUUUCUGCUUCGGUAUUUUCUUCACCGAUAGGAUGUGGAAUAUUCCAGAGUCUAACGAAAUGGCUAGACCAUCCGUGACAGACGCUGAAAGGUUGAAGCUUAUCUCCGAGGGAUGUGGUCCUAAAACCCUUUACCAGAAAGAAGUAAAACGCGAUCCCCAUGCUCUAUUUGGAGACGUCUCCAAGACUCAUAACGCUUUACAGACAUUGGAUAAGACCAUUUCAAGCUUAGAGAUGGAGUUAGCUGCAGCAAGAUCAGCUCAAGAGUCUCUAACGAACGGUGCUCCUGAAUCGAAUGAUGUGGAGAAGAAGCAAUUACAAGGGAAGAAAAGAAGAUAUUUGAUGGUUGUAGGGAUUAAUACUGCUUUUAGUAGCCGAAAGAGAAGAGAUUCUAUUCGAACUACUUGGAUGCCUCAAGGUGAAAAAAGAAAGAAGUUGGAAGAAGAAAAGGGAAUUAUUAUCCGGUUUGUGAUUGGUCAUAGUGCCACGGCUGGGGGUAUACUAGACCGAUCCAUUGAAGCAGAGGACAAGAAGCAUGGUGAUUUCAUGAGAUUGGACCAUGUUGAAGGAUACCUUGAGUUAUCAGGCAAAACAAAAACAUAUUUCUCUACAGCUGUCUCAAUGUGGGAUGCUGAUUUCUAUGUCAAAGUAGAUGAUGAUGUUCAUGUAAAUAUCGCAACUCUUGGGGAAACGCUUGUUAGACACAGGAAAAAACCUAGAGUCUAUAUAGGUUGCAUGAAAUCUGGUCCAGUCCUAUCUCAAAAAGGAGUUAGGUACCAUGAGCCAGAGUAUUGGAAGUUUGGUGAGAACGGAAACAAGUACUUCCGUCACGCUACUGGACAGCUUUAUGCUAUUUCAAGAGACUUGGCUUCUUAUAUUUCCCUUAAUCAGAAUGUUCUGCACAAAUACGCAAAUGAGGAUGUUACAUUGGGUGCUUGGUUUAUCGGUCUUGAUGUCACCCAUAUUGAUGACAGAAGACUAUGUUGCGGCACUCCUCCUGAUUGUGAAUGGAAGGCACAAGCAGGGAACAUAUGUGUAGCUUCAUUUGACUGGACAUGUAGUGGUAUCUGCAGAUCCGCUGAUCGCAUUAAGGAGGUUCACAAGCGAUGUGGUGAACCGGAAAACGCUGUCUGGAAAGCUAGAUUUUGA
Molecule: messenger RNA, 1230 nt
Organism: Eruca vesicaria subsp. sativa (arugula)
Lineage: Eukaryota; Viridiplantae; Streptophyta; Magnoliopsida; Brassicales; Brassicaceae
Source: the annotation of a GenBank genome assembly